Messenger RNA from Neurospora tetrasperma FGSC 2508, 2942 nucleotides. RefSeq lists its product as uncharacterized. Gene Ontology annotation, cellular component: nucleus; MCM complex. Gene Ontology annotation, molecular function: single-stranded 3'-5' DNA helicase activity; ATP binding; single-stranded DNA binding. Gene Ontology annotation, biological process: mitotic DNA replication; double-strand break repair via break-induced replication; DNA replication initiation. Bases 1 to 2919 code for a protein of 972 amino acids. Lineage: Eukaryota; Fungi; Ascomycota; Sordariomycetes; Sordariales; Sordariaceae. The transcript is spliced from 3 exons. The record is from RefSeq and is a predicted model, not a curated record.
AUGGCAACACCAAUGGCACACUCCAGCGAUGCUGGCUUCAUGAUGUCGGACGGAAUUGCUUCGCGAGGAGGAGCAACUCCCAGGGCGCGGAAUGGUCAUCCCAGUUCCUCUUCAGCUCGCCCACGAGGUCCUCCCUCAGAAAGCCUCGGAGCGGCCAGCGAAGAUGAGGGCGAGGAAGGGUUCGCUGAUGAUCAGGUCCCCGUCCGCUCGAGGCCUCAGAACAUUGCCGACAUUCCCAGGGUUCAGGAUAGGAUUGGUGUCAUGGUCCAGAGAGCCUUUGAGGCCUUCAUUGACGGCUACGUCGAAACACCCACCUCGUCCGGCCAACCAACCUCGAGCGCAGUCACGACAGACAAGUACUACGUCGCCCAGAUCCACGGCAUGAGGACCUACUCGUUAUCCACCUUCUACGUCGACUACAAGCACGUCGCCUCAUGGCAAGACGGCACCCUUGCCGAGGCCAUUACCAACUCGUACUACCGCUUCCUUCCCUUCCUCACAGCCGCCCUCCAUAGCCGAAUCGCCGCUCACGAACCCCAAUACUUUAACGAACAUCGCCAGCCCACGGCAUCCAGCGCCCACUCCACGACAGCCGCCAGCACACGAGGCGCCAACGCGAGCCAGUCCGACUUUGGCAUCAAGAACCCCAACCAACAAACCGACAAGCUCUUUGCCAUUGCCUUCUACAACCUGCCCCUCGUCUCGCGCGUGCGCUCCAUGCGCGCCCGCAACGUCGGCCAGCUUCUUGCCAUUAGCGGCACCGUCACACGCACCUCCGAGGUCCGGCCCGAGUUGGCUCUGGCCACCUUUGUCUGCCAGGCCUGCUACGCCGUCGUUCCCAAUGUCGAGCAGACGUUCCGAUACACCGAACCGACGCAGUGUCCCAACUUGACGUGCCAGAACCGCACAUCAUGGCAGCUGGACAUCAGGCAGAGCACCUUUGUGGAUUGGCAAAAGGUGCGCGUGCAGGAAAACAGUAGCGAGAUUCCCACGGGAAGCAUGCCCAGGACAAUGGAUGUGAUUUUGCGCGGCGAACUGGUGGAUCGCGCCAAGGCUGGCGAGAAGUGUAUCUUUACGGGUGCGCUGAUCGUGGUGCCGGAUGUCAGUCAAUUGGGUCUGCCGGGUGUGAGGAAUGUGUCGGUGCGUGAUGAUCGGGGUGCGGAUGCCGGUGGCAGUGGUGUUUCUGGUCUCAAGGCUCUGGGUGUACGCGAUCUUACCUACCGUUUGGCGUUUCUUGCUUGCAUGGUCACGCCUGAUGUGUCGGCAAUCGGUGCUUCUGGUGAUGCCCUUCUGAUGGACAUUGUUGGUACCCUCAACAGCAGCGCGGCGGCCGAAACAGCUGAGACCAUCAAGGAAGCCCAGGAAGCUCUGCUGAGCUCCUACACGUCUGCCGAGAUGGAAGACCUCCGUGCCAUGGUGCACAGCGACCACAUCUACGCACGCCUCGUCCAGUCUCUGGCACCCACGGUCUACGGCCACGAAGUCGUCAAGAAGGGCAUCCUCUUGCAGCUUUUGUCUGGUGUCUCCAAAACCACCGCCGAAGGCAUGGCACUCCGUGGCGACAUCAACAUCUGCAUCGUCGGCGACCCCUCGACGUCCAAAUCCCAAUUCCUCAAGUACGUCGUCAACUUUGCUCCCCGGGCAGUCUACACCUCCGGCAAGGCCUCUUCCGCCGCUGGUCUUACGGCUGCCGUGGUCAAGGACGAAGAAACCGGUGAAUUCACGAUUGAAGCUGGUGCCCUCAUGCUCGCUGACAACGGCAUCUGCUGCAUCGACGAGUUCGACAAGAUGGAUAUUGCCGAUCAGGUCGCCAUCCACGAAGCCAUGGAACAGCAGACCAUUUCCAUUGCCAAGGCCGGUAUUCAGGCUACGCUUAAUGCCAGAACCUCGAUUCUAGCAGCUGCCAACCCCGUCGGAGGUCGCUACAACCGCAAGACCACCCUGCGCGCCAACAUCAACAUGUCGGCGCCCAUCAUGUCGCGUUUCGAUCUAUUCUUCGUCAUUCUCGACGAGUGCAACGAGCAGGUCGACCGCCACUUGGCCGAACACAUUGUCGGCCUGCACCAAAAUCGGGACCAAGCCAUCGAGCCUGAGUUCUCUACCGAACAACUGCAGCGGUACAUCCGUUUCGCACGCACCUUCCGCCCCGAGUUCACCGACGAAGCCAAGGAAGUCCUCGUGCAGCGCUACAAGGACCUGCGCGCCGACGACGCCCAGGGCGGCAUCGGCAAGAACAGCUACCGAAUCACCGUCAGACAGCUGGAGAGUAUGAUUCGUCUGUCCGAAGCCAUUGCCAAGGCCAACUGCGUCGAGGAAAUCACGCCCGAUUUUGUAAAUGAGGCGUUCCACCUCUUGAGACAGUCGAUCAUUUCCGUCGAACACGACGACGUCGAAGUAGACGACGAGGAAGACGUCCCCGAACCACCUGCUGACUCCCCCGAGGCCUUGCAAGCCGCCGCCGCCGCCGCUUCGCGCGUGCCAGAGGCCGAUAUGGACGGAGACGGCGACGUCGACAUGGGUGGUGAAGCUGCCCGACAGCCGUCUGCGGCACCCUCGCAAGCGCAUCGCGAGAAGCAGACGAUUUCGUACGACAAGUACAUUUCCAUUGUGAACCUGAUCGUCUCCAAGGUGGCCGAAGACGAGACGCAAGGCUCAGGGGAAGGGAUCGAAGGCGAGCAGCUGGUGGAGUGGUACCUGGAGCAGAAGGAGGAGGAGAUGGCAACGGAAGAGGAUUAUCACGAGGAGAGGAGGUUGGUGGGCAAAGUUUUGAAGAGGAUGGUCAAGGACAACAUCCUCAUGGCGAUCCGCGGACAAGGAAUUGUUGGCGAAGAAGGUACCGCGGGAGAAGGUACCUCGGCAAGGGCAGAGGGCAACAUUGUCUAUGUGUUGCAUCCUAAUUGCGCGGUGGAGGAGUUCUAAGUAAUGUCUUGAUUAAGUGGAUG